Linum tenue is the source of this 1740-nucleotide messenger RNA. Lineage: Eukaryota; Viridiplantae; Streptophyta; Magnoliopsida; Malpighiales; Linaceae. The record is from the annotation of a GenBank genome assembly.
AUGGAAGGUGCUCCUACUGCUAUAAAUGUUGACCUUGCUCCCAAUGUGAAUGUCCCUGAAAAUGGUGUCCAAGUCCUACCUCAACCUGAACAACCUGUUCAACCUCAACCUGAACAACCUGGUAAUGUUGUGGAGCUUGAAGCUCAACGUAAGUUAACCUCUGAUGUGUGGCCUCACUUCAACCGAGUUAGGGUUAAUGGGGUUAUGAAGACUAGGUGUAAGUAUUGUCGUAAAUCCCUUGGUGGGGAAACAAGUAAUGGAACUUCACACCUAAGAAGCCAUAUCAAAACAUGUAUCCAAAAGAGGAUCCAUGAUGGUUCUCAAAAAAUACUUGGCCCUAACUAUCAACCUGCUGGAAAUCCUCAACUCUCUGCUUCUCAAUACAAUUAUGAGGUUUCUAGGAAGGAACUUUGUUCAAUGAUUCUGGUCCAUGAGUACCCCCUUAGCCUUGUUGAUCAUGUGGGUUUCAAACGUUUUUGCUGUUCUCUUCAACCUCAGUUCGCUGUUCCUAGUAGAAACACUGUCAAAAAGGACAUUUUGAGUUUGUAUGGUGUUGAAAGGGGUAAAUAUCAUACCAUUAUUGAUGGUAACCUGGGGAGGGUUUCAAUUACAACUAAUUUGUGGACUGCCAGAAAUCAGAAAAGGGGUUAUCUGGCAGUAACUGGUCACUUCAUUGAUAACUCUUGGAAGCUCCGUAACAUAAUGAUGAGAUUUAUGUAUGUUCCAGCCCCUCACACUAGUGAAAGGCUUGCUGAUAGGUUGUUUGAUUGUCUUUUGGAUUGGAACAUUGAUGGUAAGUUGUCCUCAAUCACAUUGGACAACUGUACCACCAAUGAUUCCAUGAUUUUCCACAUGAGAAAUAAGCUUCUGAGCAGUGACUUGUUGCUUGAUGGUAAAUUGGUUCAUAUGAAGUGUUCUGCUCAUAUUCUGAAUUUGAUUGUAAGGGAUGGUUUGGAUGCAAUCAAGGAUGCUAUAAAUUUGAUUAGGGAGAGUGUAGUUUACUUGAAUUCUAUACCUAAGAGGGUUCAAACCUUCUUCAAAGUUGCUAAGCAACUUAAGCUGUCUGUUGAGAAAAAAUUAGUCAUUGAUUGUCCAACUAGGUUGAGUUCCACCUAUCAUAUACUCUCUGUUGCUAUUCCCUACAAGGAUGUUUUCUUUCGUUUGAGUUUGAGAGACAAUCAUUACACAUCAGUUCCUUCUAGUGAACAAUGGGAAUUUGCUUCUACUGUGAUUGGGAAGCUGGAAAUCUUUUCUGAGAUUACUGAGUUGUUCUCUGGUUCCAAAUAUCCGACUGCCAAUCUGUUCUUCCCCAAGAUCUGUGAUCUCGGACUUAAACUGAAUGAGUGGGGUCUUGAUCCCAAUCCUGUGAUUUUUGGAAUGGCUAGUCAAAUGUCACUGAAGUUUGAUAAGUACUGGGAUGAUAUCCAUCUUGUGCUUGGUGUAUCGGUUGUUUUGGAUCCUAGAUAUAAACUCCAUGUGAUUGAAAAGUUAUGCGAAAUAAAGAAAAAUUCAUGUCGUUUGGAUUUUGGAGCACAAAGUUAUGGUUGUCCAAAGUUUGACGAAAUCGAAAAAAGCUCGUUUGGGGUAGCAAACGGCAUUUUUUGGGACGAAGGCGGGACCAAACCACCUUCGGCAGUCUUUGACUUGCAAGAUCUCAAAAAGUUAUGCGAAAUCAAAAAAAAAUUCGCGACGAUCGGAUACUCGAACACAAAGAUACGUUCGUUUGAAGUUUCCACCUAG